UCGAAUAUUCUCAAAGUUUGAUACACCAGCUUCUAUACAGGUCCGGCUUCGACGGUGGAAUUUAAGUUCCCGACUCUAUCUAGUAUUCACCAGUUACAAACUUCUUAAUAAUGGGGAGAGUUGCACAGAUACUGAGUUUGAAUGCCCCACUUCACCUUCGUUUCGUGAGACUACGGGUCGUCUUUGUAUGUCCUUUAGUCUGGCGUGCAACGGACUACCUAACUGUGGAGACAACCAAAUCCCCAACCCAGACGAAUCCUGCUAUAAGAUUCAUUGGUCGAGUAUCCUGAUGAGUCUUGUAUCCUAUAUCCUCCUGGCUAUUACUCUUCUUCUGUGUAUGUCCUGCUUUGCCAGGAUAUUGAUACAAUGGUCGGUUCGAUCUUCUCUAUACGACCUCAGAACUGAUUCUACCAGAUCAUCUUCCAGAUUCUUCUCAUUCUUUGGGGGAUCUUUCACGAGAUGGGAACGACCUCCUCCCACAUACAACGAAGCGUUGAAGCACUUUAACCCAGAUACAGGAAGACGACCUCCAGACCCUCCACCAUACUCAGAUAGUUUCAGACCAAGAUUACCUCUUUCCCGCUCCCUCCAGGCCAUCCGGAGUAGUUCUUUCGGAUCCGGGAUCCGGACUCCUCCUCCGGAUUAUUCAAGCUGUGAGGAUAUCAGGCCAAGAAUUAUGCUACGAGAAAUGAGUAGUGACAGCGCUGAAGCUGCCCAAGAACCCUUUCUUGGGCCCAAGUACAGUGAGGGUACCCUUCCAAAAUACCGGCCCAGUACCACCUUGACCCGGCCGGCUAGUACCACUUUGACCCGGCCGGUCAGUACAACUCUGACCCGAACGGCCCGACCGGCCUUAUCAGGGGCCAACAUGGCUUCUCCUUGUGUUGGCAGGCCGGGUCGAAAUGAGUUCCAAUUGGUGCCAAGUGAAAAAGGACACUCUGAUUUAGUUCGUGUUCGAAGGCAGCACAAUUCAAGUUUGAGUAGUGGUCUACCGAUUGAUCGUUUAGGGGACAGUAUAGAAUCUGUUGACCGUCAUACCGUAGCAGACAUCGGGCAUUUCUCUAGUGAAUUAAAAAUACGGAGAAGCAGUACUUUAAAGAGAAAAGACGUAAUCUCAGCCACACAGCAGCAACCUCCUCAUACAGAGGUUAAUGUAGAACACAAUGAUUCUUCUUCUAUGAAGAGGGUUGUUAGAACUUCACAAUCCGGUUUGAUACCAGACCUUCCCAUUCCGGAUCCGGUUCAAGGCUCCCAUCCGGGUCCCCUUGUCGGUAUAUCAAAUCUAAUUCCGGAUACAGUCGACCUGAUAAACCCGGAGUUGACCCGGCGAAGCAAGCUUCAAAACCGCACCUCCAAAUCCGGACUUCUCUUUGAUCCGCCGGAAUAUUCCGAGUCAUUAAAUUCCCUGCUCGGAACUCCGCCCAGCGCAUUACCGGAAGCGAACUCAGGGCGGAGAAAGGACGAAGAGGGACGGAGGAAGGAAGACGAUGGGCGGAGAGUAAAGGAUAAAAAGGCGGAUGAUAUAAACUUAAAAAGCUUUAUUCACACUUCGUCCUGAAAAAUGGUUUAAAUUUUAUAGAUCUUGAUGAAAAAAGAUAAAUUUAAAUUGUAGGGGAAGAAAUUAUUGUAAAAGGGAGGAUUUAACGAAUUAUAAAAAGUGACAGAAAGUUAAAACUUAGCAAUAAAACCCCUGACAGUUAUAUCUGACGCGCGCAAAUUAUAAUAAAUUAUUACAUUUGUGUAAAAUGUUAUUUUAAGUCUGCAGAAAAGGUGUAAAUUCAACUCCAUCAUUUUGUGGGUCUAUUCAACUAUUGCAGUAUUUUAUUCUCCUAGUUUAUUUUCUUAUCAAAUUUGAUCGUUUCUAUGAAUUUAAAGCCACCAGGAUUGAAAGAUGUUUCCUGGAAUUAGCAAAUAAUUUUAUAAUUAGUAUUUUAUGUAUAAGCAUAAACACAUAAUUACCUAUUUCUUUUUAGAAACCGCGUUUUUUAAAUAUGCG
Molecule: messenger RNA, 1996 nt
Organism: Eurytemora carolleeae
Lineage: Eukaryota; Metazoa; Arthropoda; Copepoda; Calanoida; Temoridae
Exons: 12
Coding region: 188-1558 (456 amino acids)
Source: RefSeq, a predicted model, not a curated record